Molecule: messenger RNA, 1200 nt
Organism: Pneumocystis jirovecii RU7
Lineage: Eukaryota; Fungi; Ascomycota; Pneumocystomycetes; Pneumocystales; Pneumocystaceae
Exons: 4
Coding region: 1-1200 (399 amino acids)
Cellular component (GO): cytoplasm
Source: RefSeq, a predicted model, not a curated record
AUGAGUGUUGAAGAGUUCCCAUCAAACAAUCCGUUUCGAUCAAUUUUGAUGGCUUCAGUCACAACUCCAGAAGGAUCUAAUCCAUUUCUUGAUAAGACAGAGCGUAAGAAGAGUAGAGUUCAUACGGCUUCUGCUAUGUCGAAGCCUAUAUCAUCUUAUGUAUCAUCACGUAUGACGUUUUCCCGAAAUCAUAAAUCGGCUUUGCAUUCAAAGCAAGAGGAAAAGGUUGCGGUUUCCCGUCACGAGCGUGCAAGAAGUAAUUCAGAAAGCAAUGUUUCUGAUUCACAUAAAAAUGUUUAUCGAAAUUAUAAACAUUCCCCUCUUAAUAAAGAGAAAGAGCAUGAAAGAGUUUUAUUGAAGGAGAAUUCUAAAGAAAAGUUAAAAACCAAUGCUUAUGAUAGGGAAAGACGAUCACGCAUACAUGUAGAUCGUAUUGAUUUGCUUGAUGUGACUGCUGUAUAUGGAUCGGGGGCAUUUCAUCAUGAUGGACCAUUUGAUGCUUGUAAUCCUUAUCGUAAUAGGAAUUUUCAAAAAGAUCCUUUAUUCGCUUUUCCUAAAGAUAGCACUUCUAUGUCUUAUGUUAAAUUGGAAACUGAGAACUCAGGGUUCCCAAUUGAUAAAUAUUUUGGCCGUCGAGAUAUUGAAGCAUAUAAUGAGUUUUCUCCUAGUGCUUUUUAUUCUAGGAAAAAAUGCUCUUCGAGCUCAUCUAGAAGUUUUACUUAUGAGUCGACUCAAAAAUUAGACUUGCUUCACGGUUCAGAGACUGCUGGUCUUGGCACUUCAACUUUUAUAGAAGGCUGUCAUGCUAGUCGAGCAGCUAUGCAAAGUCCUGCAUCACUAUUUAACAGUGAAAAGGAUGAAAAGGAUAAUAAGCUUUUUGGUUCUCGGAGUCAUUCAAAUAUUGAUAAUAUUGAUUUAAAUUGCAAACGCAGUUUUGUUCAACGUAUUCGUGGUGCAAAAAAGAAUUCUCAGUUCAAUGAUUCAUCUGUUCAAGUUGUUAAUUCUUCUCUUGGGACUUCAAAACAAUUAGAUGUAGAAAAAGGUAUGUUUAGUAAUAGAAGGAAAAAAAAAUUAAUACCGCAAAAUAAUUUUUCGGUAACAUCUGAUAACUCUGAGUCGUCAUGUACUAGUAAAGGAUUUCUUAGUCGCGUUCGUAGUUUAAAAGUAGGAGAUACUAGGAAUAAUUCUAGAGAAAAUUAG